GUGUGCCGGUGUGCGGAACGAGCACCCUGCACCCCGAACUCAACUAGAGCGUGAGGCCGUCCGUACCCGUGCAAGCGGAAACGCCCACGCCUGCUUACUCCGCCUCCUCUCUCUUUAUAUCUUAUCUUCUUCCCUCCACCACACUCCCCCGCUGCCGCCGCCGUCAGCGACUGCAGCCGCCGCUAAUCCCAGCGUGUUCUCCGUCUCCGGCUCGAACUCCGUCGCCUCCCGCCGGCUCCCGCCUCUCAACGCCGCCUUCUCUUCUCCGUAGCGCUGCUAUCAAACACCUUGUGCUGUCAACAUUUAUGAGUGCAAGGCAGUAUUGCUAAGAGUAUCUUGCCAUGGCAUCUCCUGCUUCCGUCACCAACCUCGGAAGCAAUGGGAGGUCUGGCCCGCUCCCGGCUGCAGCUGCAAGGAGGGCGCAGUUGGUCACAAGGAUCAGAUUCACGGGGUUCGAUGGCAUAAGGCGAUGGCAGUAUGAGCCUGGGAGGCUUUGCAGGUGUAUGGUCGUCACUAAUCUGAUUGAGGAGAAGGUUGUUCAGUUCUCGUCAAGAGGGAGUGUCAGUGUGAAAGCUGAUGAUGACAAUGAUCUGCUUCUGAAGCCGCCACAGAAGCCAGUCCGGUCAAAUGGACCCCCGGAGAGCAUGAAAACAGCAUCACUGCCGGAUCAGAAGCCAGCAGGGGCAACUUUAGACGACAGAGAGAAGGUCAGAGAGUCACUGGACGCUGUAUUGGAGAAAGCAGAGAAGCUUGAGGCCUCCAGCUUUGGUAAUGCAGAUGGUGGCAACCUUGGUUCAAGGCAGAGUAAUGUUUCCAUGAGUAAUGGUCCAGGACCGACAGCAGUGGAGGAAGGUGGUAAUUCAAGGAAGACAAAAACACUAAAGAGUGUAUGGCGGAAGGGGAACCCUGUGCCAACUGUACGUAAGGUCAUUAGAGAGCAACCAAGAACUGAAACAAGGAGUCAGUCUAUACCUGUGGCUAAACCUUCAGUGUCAUCUGCAUCUAAGCCUUCCCCUCUGCUACUAUCUAAACCUUCUGUAGCACAGCCUCCUCGUCGGCCUAUCAAGUCUGAUACAUCAAAUGAGAAAAAAGGACCCAUCCUUAUUGAUAAAUUUGCUUCCAAGAGGGCAGCAGUUGAUCCGAUUGUACCUGAGGAAUUGUUAGACCCUCUAAAACCAGUACGAGGCCCACCAGCAAAAGUCAGAGUUGAUCGUCGUAAAAAACCAGACACACAAGCUGGUUCCAGACGACGUAUGUCCAAUGAUGAUGGAUUAGUUGAUGAGGAUACUACUGACGUGCCAAUUUCUGGUGUUCCAGUGCGCAAGGGUAGGAGGUGGAGCAAGGCAAAACGCCGCGCUGCAAGGCUAGAGGCUAUGCAAGCUGAAGAGCCAGUCAGAGUUGAGAUCCUUGAAGUUGGUGAAGAAGGUAUGCUGAUUGAGGACUUGGCAUAUGAGUUGGCAAUUGGUGAAUCAGAAAUUUUACGAUUCUUAUCGGUGAGAGGAGUUAUGCUUGACAAUGUUCAGACUCUAGAUAAAGAUUUGGUUAAGAUGGUUUGCAUGGAAUAUGAUGUUGAAGUACUAGAAAGUGGUCCUGUGAAAGUGGAGGAAAUGGCUAAGAAGAAGGAGUUCCUUGAUGAUGAAGAUUUGGAUAAAUUGGAAGUGAGGCCUCCCAUUGUGACUAUCAUGGGCCAUGUUGAUCAUGGGAAGACAACUCUGUUGGAUUAUAUACGCAAGAGCAAGUUGGUGGCAUCUGAAGCUGGUGGUAUAACACAAGGGAUUGGAGCAUAUCAGGUUCUUUUACCAGUAGAUGGAAACCAUCAAGCCUGUGUUUUUCUGGAUACUCCAGGACAUGAGGCGUUUGGUGCAAUGAGAGCUCGAGGAGCUAGAGUAACCGAUAUCUGUAUUGUUGUUGUUGCUGCGGAUGAUGGUGUUCGGCCACAAACAAGUGAGGCAAUUGCACAUGCAAGGGCAGCAGGGGUGCCAAUUAUAAUAGCAAUAAACAAGAUAGACAAGGAGGGAGCUAAUGCAGAACGAGUUAUGCAAGAACUUUCCCAAAUUGGGAUAAUGCCAGAAAUGUGGGGUGGUGAUACCCCAAUGGUCGAGAUAAGUGCUCUUACUGGGGAUAAUGUUGAUGAACUUCUGGAAACUGUCAUGCUUGUUGCAGAGUUGCAAGAAUUAAAGGCAAAUCCACAUAGGAAUGCGAAGGGCACUGUUAUUGAAGCAUGCCUUGACAAGGCCAAAGGGCCUCUUGCUACCUUAGUUGUUCAGAAUGGAACCCUAAACAAAGCUGAUAUUAUUGUGUGUGGUGAAGCUUAUGGAAAGAUCCGUGCAUUGUAUGAUGACUGUGGGAAGCUCGUUGACAAAGCAGGACCAUCCAAUGCAGUGCAGGUUAUUGGCCUCAAUAACGUUCCCCUUGCCGGUGAUGAAUUUGAGGUUGUUGACAACCUUGAUGUUGCACGUGAAAGGGCGAAUGGGCGUGCUGAAGCACUGCGCAUAGAAAGGAUAUCUGCAAAAGCUGGGGAAGGAAAAGUCACACUCUCAGCUAUUGCAGCAUCGGUUUCAUCUGCGAAGCAAGUUGGAAUUGAUACACAUGAGCUAAAUGUUAUCCUUAAAGUUGAUUUUCAGGGUUCAAUCGAGGCUAUUAGGCAAGCCAUCCAAACUCUUCCACAAGAAAAUGUCUCUCUGAGAUUCCUCCUUCAAGGUCCAGGAGAUGUGAGUGUUAGUGAUGUUGAUCUGGCUGUUGCUUCGGAAGGAAUUAUAUUUGGCUUUAAUGUCAGAGCACCAGGAUCAGUUAAAAACUAUGCUAAGAAGAAAGGUGUUGAAAUUCGGAUGUACAAAGUGAUCUAUGAUUUGAUUGAUGAUUUACGGAAGGCCAUGGAAGGUCUUCUCGAACCCGCUGAGGAGGAAGUACCAAUUGGUUCGGCAAAAGUUCGAGCUGUCUUUAGUAGUGGCAGUGGAAAGGUGGCCGGAUGCAUGAUUACAACAGGAAAAGUUGUUCAAGAUUGUAAUGUGCGGGUUCUUCGUAAAGGGAAAGAAGUAUAUGUGGGUUCGCUUGAUUCCUUGAGAAGGGUGAAAGAAACUGUGAAGGAGGUUGGUGCUGGGCUAGAGUGUGGUAUUGGGGUAGAUGACUUCGAUGAAUGGGAGGAAGGUGACAUCAUAGAGGCAUUCAAUACCGUGAAUAAGGCAAGAACCCUCGAGGAGGCCUCUGCUACCGUGACUGCCGCACUCAAGGAUGCAGGGGUCCAGCUGUAGAAUUGGCAACACGCUGAUACUCUUUUUUAUUAAUGGUAUGAAAUGUUAAUUUAUAUAUACUUUGAAGCUGAAUGGUGAGCUGAAGCUAUUGUGCUGAAGCUGUUGUGAGCUGGACCGGUGGACCGUUUCCCUGAUUCCUUCGGUGGUGGCUGAAGCUGAAUGGUGAGCUGCUGGAGAGUGGAGACGUGGAGUGGUGGCCGGUGGGCGCCUGGGCGGUGGCUGCCGGCUGGUGCAGACUGUGCACUUGUGCAGUGCAGUGGCGCUAAUAUAUUGUGUGUGGCUGUGGAAGAUGCAUGUGUGGAUCGGCUGUCUGUAGUGAGAUGGAAGAUACUGUAUAUAGCAUAUCAAACCAUAUAUUCAUCGUAUAUACAUUAAUUAUUGAUAUUGAAUUUUGUCGGUCAAGCGUA
Molecule: messenger RNA, 3658 nt
Organism: Zea mays
Lineage: Eukaryota; Viridiplantae; Streptophyta; Magnoliopsida; Poales; Poaceae
Product: translation initiation factor IF-2, chloroplastic
Exons: 13
Coding region: 342-3251 (969 amino acids)
Biological process (GO): translational initiation
Cellular component (GO): cytoplasm
Molecular function (GO): GTPase activity; translation initiation factor activity; GTP binding
Source: RefSeq, a predicted model, not a curated record